Gloeophyllum trabeum ATCC 11539 is the source of this 2235-nucleotide messenger RNA. RefSeq lists its product as uncharacterized. Gene Ontology annotation, molecular function: hydrolase activity, hydrolyzing O-glycosyl compounds; carbohydrate binding. The record is from RefSeq and is a predicted model, not a curated record. Gene Ontology annotation, biological process: carbohydrate metabolic process. NCBI's taxonomy places the organism in Eukaryota, Fungi, Basidiomycota, Agaricomycetes, Gloeophyllales, Gloeophyllaceae. The transcript is spliced from 18 exons. Bases 1 to 2235 code for a protein of 744 amino acids.
AUGUUGGUCAGACUAAGCCUCCUCGGGCUCUUAGCAUUCGCUCCAGGAGGCCGCCCUGGGGUGCUCGCGGUGCAGGAUCCGACGCGUACAGACUGGGCUCAGUCUAACGCUACCGGGAUCCGCAUACAAAACGGAUUCGAAAGAGUGUAUCUACAGCCCUUUGGGACGAACGGUAUACGUGUGCGAGCAAGCUUGAUGCGCGACCCUACCGGCACAGAGCUCUCAGCCCUACUCGACCCGCCCCUCGAAGGUCCAGGAGGUAACCAAGGCCUAUCCUACUCCGAAACAAUCGGCUACCUCGGAAACGGCACCCUGCAGAACGGUAAUCUAAUAGCCACAGUAUUGAAUGGCGUGCUCUCCUUUUACCGAGCCGAAUCGAACGGUUCCCUCAGCCUCCUCACAUCGGAAUAUACAGACGACAAGGCGCUGCCUCCGAGGUACUACCGCCAGGACUUCAGAUCGCCCAGCUUUGCGGCGGAGUACUCCUUCACGUCGUCUCCGGACGAUCAGAUCUAUGGAACGGGACAGCAGGCGUGCUGCAUGGACAAUACUGUGAAUAAGAAGGGCCAAGUGGUCGAUCUAAUCAACUUCAAUUCCCAAGUGCCGAUACCUAUGUUCAUGUCCAGCAAGGGCUUUCUUCAGUUCUUCAACAUGCCCAGCCAGGGUCGUCUGGAGUUUGGCGCUUACAGGACAAGGUUUGUCACGAGUGAGGCAACGGUCGUGGACUACUGGAUUACCACAGCAUCUCCGGGCGACUAUGACACCCUCCAGGAACAAUACACUGCCGUUACUGGAAGGCAGCCAAUACCGCCAGAGUGGAGUCUCGGGUACCAGCAGUCGAAGCUUAGGUACUACAACGAAACGCAGGUCAUCGACCUGGCUCAGCGAUUCCAUGACGAACAAGUUAAUGUAUCCCUCAUCGUUGUAGACUUCUUCAACUGGAAAUAUCAAGGCGACUGGUCGUUCGAUCCCGAGUACUGGCCUGACCCUGCUGGCAUGGCUGCGCAGGUCAAGGCUCUGACAGGCGCGGAGAUGAUGGUCUCGUUAUGGCCUAGCGUGGAAGAUCUCUCAGUGAACUAUCUUACGCUGCAAGAAAACGGUUUGCUUGCAACGACUCGCGACGGACCUGGAAUCCAGGACUCGUUUGCCGGAGUUUACACCCGGCUGGUCGAUAGCACGAACCCGGCUGCGCGAGAAUUCCUAUGGAGGCGUCUGAAUGACAGUUACUUCUCUAAGGGUAUUCACAAUUUCUGGAUUGAUCAGGCAGAUGGCGGAACUCUCGGGGAGCCAUUCGAGAACAAUGGCGGUGUCAUCAACUCUCUGCCUUUCGCCCGGGCGUUCACUCAGUAUUUCGUUGGUACUCAAGAAGGCGCGGGGAAGGCGUAUCCGUGGUUACACCAGCAGGCUAUCGAAGAAGGGUUCCGCAACCUCACCGAUCCGGACCCUACGUCCAACGGAUGCCAGUAUAUGUCCCUUACCCGCAGCACGUUCGCGGGGGGGCAGAGAUUCUGCUCGUAUUUGUGGAGCGGUGACACUUCAUCCAGAUUUGAUGUCCUCCUCCAGCAGGUCACUGCUGGCGUGAGCGUCGCAGCAUCCGGAAUAUCUUCCUGGACCUUGGAUAUUGGUGGUUUUACGGGGCUGGAUGUGGACACGGCAUACGGACAGCAGCUUUUCGUUAGGUGGCUUGCUAUGGGUACCUUCCUGCCAUACAUGCGCGUUCAUGGCGAUCGUUUGUGCAACAUUCCUGCUAAUCCCACUCCAUAUCUGGCAAAAAACUGCCCUAAUGAACCAUGGUCCUAUGGCGAUGAGAACUUCCAAAUUAUCAAGAAGUACAUCGCCCUGCGGUAUCAGCUCGUCCCGUACAUGAGAAGGCUUUUCCAGAUGUUACACGCGACUGGGAAGACUAUCAUGAGGCCCUUGUACUAUGACUUCUCGCUAUCAGAUGACACAGUCGUCAACGGAACCGCGGUCAAUAACCCGCUCGUCGUACACCAGUUCAUGCUCGGCCCAAGACUCCUUAUAUCGCCCGUGGGAGCUGAGAACGCUACCGCCAAGGACGUAUAUCUACCUCGCCUGCCAGAGUCUUGGAUGGCGCAGAAUUUAUCAUGGACCCACUGGUGGAAUGAUACGGACUACGGUCAAGGGGGUGAGACGGUCAACGUGUAUGCACCUCUUGACCAAAUUCCGGUAUUUUACUUGGGUCCCAAAGCGGACAUUCUGUCCGGAAACAUCUAG